Conger conger (European conger) is the source of this 608-nucleotide messenger RNA. RefSeq names its product interferon gamma 1 (gene ifng1). The record is from RefSeq and is a predicted model, not a curated record. Gene Ontology annotation, biological process: immune response. Bases 1 to 528 code for a protein of 175 amino acids. Lineage: Eukaryota; Metazoa; Chordata; Actinopteri; Anguilliformes; Congridae. Gene Ontology annotation, molecular function: type II interferon receptor binding. The transcript is spliced from 4 exons. Gene Ontology annotation, cellular component: extracellular region.
AUGAACUCCCCGCUCCUCCUGGCUCUGCUCUGCGGCUUCUGCCUGGCGGCUUUCCGACCGGCCCACGCCGUCGGCGACGACCUGAACUCGGUGAUCAAGAAGCUGACGGACCACUACAACGUAACUGCGGACAAGGCCCUGUUUGGCAGCCCCAUCUUCCUCCAGGACAUGGACAGCCACGACAGGUUUGAGGAGAAAGAACAGAGGCUGCUGAUGCAGGAGAGCCUGGACGUGUACAACAGGAUCCUGUCCGACAUGCUCAACCACACGCAAGACCAGGAGAUAAAGCGCAGCAUCGCGGCGGUCAGAGCCCUAAUGGUGGACCUGAGGAAGAGCUAUUUCCACAGCAACGGGGAUAAGCUGAAGGAGCGACUGCAGGCGCUGUGGGCUCUGAACACGAACGACCUGGUGGUGCAGCGCAAGGCGGUACGGGAGCUGCUGCCCGUCUACCAGAGGACCCUGCAGCUGGGCAGGCAAACGGUGCGGCACGGCCGACACGCCCGCACCGCGCGGCCACAACGUCGCUAAUGCGCAGCACAGCCACAACGACGCUAAUGCGCAGCACAGCCACAACGCAGGCUACAGCACAGGCCUGCCCCAAGACCAUC